Molecule: messenger RNA, 354 nt
Organism: Cylicocyclus nassatus
Lineage: Eukaryota; Metazoa; Nematoda; Chromadorea; Rhabditida; Strongylidae
Source: the annotation of a GenBank genome assembly
AUGUCGAAGGCAGCUUUGGAUCAGAUGAUGCGAGCUGUGGCAAUCGAACUUAUUGCUGAAGGAGUGCGGGUAAAUAAUGUAAGUCCCGGUGGAGUUAUGGCAAAUAUUGCACAAAAUAGCGGAGUAUCUGAUGAAGUUGCAGCAAAGUUUUACUCUACUUAUGCUAGAAACCCAUUCGAAGUUCCUAACGGCAGAAUAGCCCAGCCGUUAGAAAUCGCAACCGUUAUCGCUUUUCUGGCAGAUAGAAGCCAAUCUUCUUACAUCGUCGGCCAAACAAUCGUCGCCGAUGGUGGCAACUCGAUUGUUCUAGCUUUAAAUGCUGAUGUACCCGUGAAGGAGACAACACAGUUCUAA